AUGGUAAAGCGCGUACUUGUAGGAUAUGGCAUCGAUGUGGAUGCAGUUAGUGGCUGGAUCAAUACGGAAGAUGGCCAUAUACCUGACAUGACUGACAUUUCGCGUGGUAUCUUCGGCGCGACCGUGGGAAUUGAUCGACUUCUAAAAUUGUGGGAUAAAUACAAUAUAAAAACCUCGUGGUUUGUUCCAAUUCAUUCACUUGAGUCGUUCCCGGGUCAAAUGGUCAAGAUCCGCGAUGCUGGACAUGAAAUCGGCCUGCACGGGUAUACACACGAACAUGUGGAUAUGUUAACAGAGCAACAAGAGCGCGACGUGCUUGCCAAAUCAAUUGAAGCAGUGACCGCUCUCACUGGAAAGCCCCCGAAAGGAUGGACUGCACCAUCUUGGAGAACCUCACCUCGCAGCAUCAAACUAUUGGAAGAGUUCGGUCUGGAAUAUGACCACUCAUUUAUGCACCACGACUCACAACUCUACUAUGUUCCGUACAACUCAGGGGAACUAGUUCCCACUGACCUCUCCAAGCCUGCCGAGCACUGGAUGAAGCCAAUGGGCAAACUCAACCCCAGCAAAAUCGUGGAAGUACCUGCAAAUUGGCAUCUGGAUGACUGGCCACCUUUUCAACUUGAGAAUGGCCCAUCCCAUGGAUAUGUGGAUCCGGAUGUCAUUGAGCGACUCUGGAAGGCCCAGUUCGACUUCUUGUAUCAAGAAUAUGAUACAUUCGUUUUCCCGAUAUCAAUUCACCCCCAGGUUAGCGGAAAACCUCAGGUAAUUAUGCUCCAUGAGAGGCUCAUUGAGUAUAUCAAUUCGCACGAAGGAGUGGAAUGGUGUACAUUUGAGCAGAUGGUAAAGGAGUUCAAAGAGGGUAGAAUUGAAGGGUUUCAGGUGGAGGGUGGAGUUGAAUAA
This is a messenger RNA of Penicillium macrosclerotiorum, 903 nucleotides long. Its product is annotated as polysaccharide deacetylase family protein. Gene Ontology annotation, biological process: carbohydrate metabolic process. The record is from RefSeq and is a predicted model, not a curated record. NCBI's taxonomy places the organism in Eukaryota, Fungi, Ascomycota, Eurotiomycetes, Eurotiales, Aspergillaceae. Gene Ontology annotation, molecular function: hydrolase activity, acting on carbon-nitrogen (but not peptide) bonds. The coding region runs from base 1 to 903 and encodes 300 amino acids. The transcript has 4 exons.